UUUGAAGUGUUCAAAGUAAGUUACUUUUUCGUCUAGCGGUAGCAAAGUGUCAAGUUUUGGUAAUAUGUGACCCUGGACCACAAAACCAGUCUUAAGUCGCUGGGGUAUAUUUGUAGCAAUAGCCAAAAAUACAUUGCAUGGGUCAAAAUGAUAGAUUUUUCUUUUAUGCCAAAAAUCAUUAGGAAAUUUAGAUCAUGUUCCAUGAAGAUAUUUUGUAAAUUUUCUACUGUAAAUAUAUCAAAACUUAAUUUUUGAUUAGUAAUAUGCAAAUCAUUAUCCUAAUGAUUUUUGGCAUAAAAAUCGAUCAUUUUGACCCAUACAAUUUAUUGCUGGCUAUUGCUGCCUUUGACUGGUUUUGUGGUCCACGGUUGCAUAUGACGUAGGAAAGUAAAAGAUAGACAGGAAUAGGAGAAAGAGAGACUGGUGUUGUCAUUAUGUCACAGACAAUUAUGUUAUCGCUGUUUUUUCACACCAAAGCACAGACAUUUUGAAUAGAGUCUAUACGUUAAAUUGUAGGAGUUUAAUUACUUCGAAAAGGAUGAGUAAUUUCAUAUCACAAGUGUACUGCGGUAAACAGAAACCAGCCACGUACAAUAAAUAAGACAAUUCAGAGAAGUGCCCGAGUCACUGACACUGGGCGGAGAUCCUUCAACUUCUUGUAUUCUGCUAUUGCACAAUGUGCUGUGUAUCAGGUGACUUGUAGAGCAAUACAUAGAGUAUUUCGUAUUUUAGACGUCUAAAAUGUUUAUUUAACUAUAGCUAUGUCUCGUUUAGUAGUAGCCUAUAAGUAAUCGACAGAAGUUUGGGUUUGUCAGGAUAUGAAUCGUUCAUAUUAAGCUUACUGUAUCGCAAAGAGUAGUUUCACUUUCAGGAGCUAUUAAAUCAAUGAGAUUCUACGGAAGUGUGGGAAUGAUGCGUGUGACCCUGUCAGGCCUUAAAUAGGGAGCCCCAAACUCCCUUAUAAUUGGGAACCUUUUAAAGUGAUGGCUGUUGGACCCUGUAGCACAGAGAUUCAACAGCGUCGUGUGGAGCUGGUGGAGAACUACAGCGAACACCUGACACGCCUUCUGGACGUGCUGUUUAAUGUGGGUGCAGUGACCGAGGAGGACCUCAGUUUUAUUAGAGGUUCGUCUGUUCGAGGUGAGCGAGAAUGUAUGAGAGUUCUGCUGGAUGUGCUAAACGGGAGAGGAGAAGAAUCCUGCAGGGCUUUCCUUUACGUACUACCAAGUGUUCAAGAUGAAACCGCAAAACUAGGACAGCCAAGCAGGCAAAACAGCCUCAGAAAGCACAAGGUCAUCUUAGCCAGACAGCAUGGCCUGGUGGACUAUCUCAAUAUCAGAGGACAGACUUUGGAACAGGAUGAGGGCGGGUGCUGGACUGAUAUCACCUUCUCAAGACAAGCUGGUUACGCAUCGUCUUCUCAAUGCCGACAUGAGUCGGCAGGAGUCGGGGAUGCUUUCAGAACACGCGCGGAUGAGACCUGCAUUUUCAAAGACAUUUAUGAGAACCUGCUGUGUAAUACAACGAGCGGAGUGAAUAUGCUGUCAGGAGUUGCUGGAAGUGGGAAAACCACGGUUGUGAAGCGCUUGGUGCGAGAGUGGUCUGCAGAAACCAACUCGUCCAAGAUUGUCCUAUCUCUGUCCUUCCGUGAGCUGAACCUCAUAACCCAAGACCAGAGCUUGCAGGACCUGCUCUCGGAUCACUACAUCCACCUGAAACCGUUCCUGCCCGAGUUGCUGAACUCAAACCCAACCCAGUUUUUGCUCAUCUUAGAUGGUCUAGAUGAAUUCUGCUACCCUCUUAAUUUCGAACACACUCCUAAGUGUUCAGAUCCUGAGCGGGUGCAACCUAUACAAUCCAUUGUGGUCAACCUAAUCAAGGGAAAUCUGCUUCCAGGAGUGUCCAUUUUCCUAACCUCCAGACCUCAUGCAGUGUCCAAAGUUCCUCCAGUUCUGGUUAGCCAGUUUUACAGUCUGCUCGGUUUCUCCGUAGCUCAACAGAAGCAGUACUUUGAGCAGAACUGCAGUUCUCCUGAGGCUGCUGAUGCAGUGUGGGCUUCGGUGUCGUCCCAUAAGCCUCUUCUCCUCAUGUGCCACAUUCCCGCAUUCUGUUGGAUAGUAUCCACCGCCUUGCACGAUGGCGGCUCCUGCCUUUAUCCUGAUUCUAUAAGUGCCACGCUAGGAGACAAAGAAGCUCUUGAGGAAGCCAGCUCCUCAUUGGUACCUUCUGAGGAGAACUCCAAACCAGUCACGAUCUCUGAAAUCUACUGCUGCUUUGUUAAAUCCAUCUUGCUAUUCCAUGUGCAAGGGCGUAGCGAGGGCUCCCAUCACACUAGGCUUCAGCACGCCCCUCACGUCCUUGGUGAAAUGCAGCCUAUACUCAAAAGCCUGGGAGCUAUGGCCUUCAAAGGCCUCCUGGAGAGACGCUUCAUCUUUGAAAACUCUGAUCUGAGCUCUUUUAAUCUAGACAGCACCAAACUCUCACAGGUAUUCCUCUCCGAGAUACUUAAAGAAGAUCGAGCGUCCCUCACCUUUGAAAAAGGCUUUCAUUUUAUCCAUACCAGCGUGCAGGAGUUUCUGGCUGCCCUCUACUAUGUUCUCCAGUCGCUCUCAGGAUCUGAUCCAUUUUCAGGACUCAAAGCAAGCACAGGCUAUCUUCAAUCUGCAUUUAAACAAAUGGCAUCAGCCGUUAACAAAUUCGGCAGACCGCAUCGUCUCUUUCGCAGACGUAUUAAGAAGGCCCUUCGCUGUGGUGAACGACAUCAGUCUGGACACAUGGACCUUUUUUCCAGGUUUGUAUGCGGCCUGCUGGUUCCCAGAACACGUCUCAUCCUAAAUGGAUUUUUCCCUGACGGGCCCAAGAUGCAUCUGCUCCGUUGCCAGCCCUCUCCAGACCCGACUCCUCCUUUCCUUCUCCAUCUGUUACAUUCCCAACUCCAGAGCUCCACUCUCAGCCCGGAGAGGAAGGUCAAUGUGUGUCACUGUCUCUAUGAGGCUCAGGACCCUGGGUUGUCACAGCGGCUACAGAGCUGGAUGAAAGUUCUGUCACAGCAGGCCUCAGAUCAGUCCGCUUCAGGAAACAAGGACUGGAGCGAGCUGGCUUUCCUGUUACAACUCAGUCCAGACCUGCAGGUUUUAAAUUUAGAUGCUCAAGGACUCGAUGCUGACGGACUACGCCGGCUCCUACCAGUCCUUCCUCUCUUCUCAACGCUUAGCCUGGGGCAGAAUCCUCUUGGUCCAGAUGGAGCGGCUGUGUUAUCCCUUGUUCUGAGAAACCCAGAUUGUCGCAUUCAGAGGCUGUGGGUGGUUGCGACAGGGCUUGGCUGUGAAGGCCUGAAGAUCCUUGUAGAAGCGCUGAAGGAAAAUCGUACUGUGACUGAUCUCAGAAUGGCCAUCAAUAAAAUUGGAGAUGUUGGAGCUGGUUAUCUUGCAGAAUUGUUGAGGAUGAAUCACACUUUGAUGGAUAUCAGACUUCGUGACAACCUGGUGACAGACAAAGGAGCAGAAGUCCUCAUGGCUGCCCUGAAAGAGAACACUACAUUAGAGUAUCUGUGGAUGUUUGACAACAAGUUUACCAAAGAUGGCGUCAAGAAACUGAAAGAAUUUGCAAAGACCAGACCAAACCUUGAUAUUAAAGUUUGCGUCUGACCCACGAGCAACAAACCAGUGGAGCUGAUCUCUAAAGCUCCAUUUGCAAUGCCGAACUAGUUCAGGAUGAACGGUUUCAUUCACACAUUUUAUUCAUACUCAUUUACUCAUUAUUUUACAUAUUGGUACAGUUGCUCUGAUAUAUUACUUUGAAUACAUAUUAGACUGUUUUACUAUGAAAAUAUACUCACCUUCAGGCCAUCCAAGAUGCAGAGUUUGUUUCUUCACUGGAACAGAUUUGGAGAAAUUUAGCAUUACACUUGCUCACCAAUGGAUCCUCUGCAGUGAAUGGGUGCCGUCGGAAUGUGAGUCCAAAUUGCUUGAUAAAAACAUCACAAUAAUCCACAAGUAAUCCGUACGCCUCUAAUCUAUCAAUCAACAUCUUGUGAAGCAAAAAGCAGCAUGCUUUAAGAAACAAAUCAAACAUUAAGUUGCGUUUUCACUAUAAAAAACUAUUCUUUUAACUACUCAAGCCUAAUGCUGCCCUCUGCUGGAGUUUUAAGAAACUGUGUUAAAUGGUACUUUUGUAAUACAUGGUUUAAACUGCAGUAAUAAUCAGAACUGUCUUAGAUUCAUGUACUGUUCUUUCUCAAGACACUGUAUUGCAUUUAUUUAUUCUGUGAAUCUUUUUAUUAACAAAGCUGUUACAGCUUAACCCACAUAAUCAGAUUUUACUAAAGCUUGUAAGUGUAUGUUAUAUUUUGAGGGCCCUAAAAUGACUCCUCAGCACACAUCAAUUUAUCUAAUACUUCUUUAUAAAUUAUUAUCUUCUUUCUCCUUCCUGCUAUAGUGUCUCAGACCAGAUUGACAAUAAUUGUCACUGGUUUAUUGCCCAUUUUUGUGGGUGCUUUUACAUGCAGAGCUCAGGGCUCCUCUUAGAUGCUUCAUAAACAGAAGUAAAUAUGUAAGUGUAAAAUACACAAAACCAGAGUAUUCUUUGGUUAGUAAAUGCAUGUAUUUUGAAGUUACUAUGUGAAACCAUUGCUAAAACAGUUUAGCAUAGAUAGAUAGAUAAAUAGAAUGGGCUUGACCACUUUUUGUAAGACUUGUGACCACGGGUUUCAUUCAUUACUGUGUUACUUUACGUAAAGCCAGCAAUAAUAUCCAUCUUUUUGUGUUACACAACUGUUUUGUUUUGCAUUUUGUUUUGCUGCUUGAUAUUGCAAAUUGGUGUGUCUUACCAUAUUAUUUUAAUGUGCUAUCUUAAUUAUGAGCACACUGGUUUGUGGUGGAUUUAUUAGUGCAAACAGUUUUUACCGUUUACUGCACGUUGUUAUUCUAUAGCGGAUAGUGAACCGGAAGUCUCACCCAUAGGCUUACUUUAGCGUUGAAGCAAAAGAUGGAUAUCUGUGUCAGAUGUUUUUUUUUUUUUGAAACAUUGUACGCUUGUCUUCUUUCUGAAAGUUGCAUAAUAUAGGUUCAGGCAUUUUUAUAUUACUGUCAUAACAUCAUGACAUGAAUUAUUAUAGUAUUACUGCCCAGGAAUGCUUACAAUGCAAAGUACAAGUGCUGUUAUGUAAACAUUAAAACUAGAUGAACAAAAAGACGCUCAAUAAACAUGAUAUUGAUUCUCCAGAUUCCAGUUUGCUUUGGUAAUGGAGUCUGUGGUUUGUCAUCACUUCAAAGUUCAAACCGUGUUGCUUUAGAAGUAUAAUUCCAUAUAUUGAUGCUGCCUUGAAUGCAAAAGCUUACCAUACAUGUACAUUCUCACGUCCGAUGUGAUAAGUCUCAAACAUUGCAUAAGUUUAUUGAUGUGCAAAAAAAAAAAUAGGGAGUUCCCACUUGUUUCGAACCGGAAUGAUAUUUAAUCCCUCAUAAAAUAUCCAUCUUCUGUCUGUAUUUGAAUGUAGUUGCCCAUUUAAACCAGCAGAUGCCGACGUGAUGUUUUGU
This is a messenger RNA of Labeo rohita (rohu), 5537 nucleotides long. Its product is annotated as NLR family CARD domain-containing protein 3. The coding region runs from base 984 to 3647 and encodes 887 amino acids. Gene Ontology annotation, biological process: regulation of apoptotic process. NCBI's taxonomy places the organism in Eukaryota, Metazoa, Chordata, Actinopteri, Cypriniformes, Cyprinidae. Gene Ontology annotation, molecular function: protein binding. The transcript has 8 exons. The record is from RefSeq and is a predicted model, not a curated record.